Drosophila virilis is the source of this 656-nucleotide messenger RNA. It is a transcript of the gene Polr2G, whose product is annotated as DNA-directed RNA polymerase II subunit Rpb7. Gene Ontology annotation, cellular component: RNA polymerase II, core complex; P-body. Gene Ontology annotation, molecular function: single-stranded DNA binding; translation initiation factor binding; single-stranded RNA binding. Gene Ontology annotation, biological process: DNA-templated transcription; positive regulation of nuclear-transcribed mRNA poly(A) tail shortening; positive regulation of translational initiation. The record is from RefSeq and is a predicted model, not a curated record. NCBI's taxonomy places the organism in Eukaryota, Metazoa, Arthropoda, Insecta, Diptera, Drosophilidae.
GAUAACAUUUGUAUUAUGUUGCUUGCGCGUUUUUGUCAGUUUUCUGCAAUUUAUUAACUUAUAAGUAAAAUUAAUAAAACAAUUAUUUAAAAAAUGUUUUAUCACAUUUCGCUUGAACACGAAAUUCUGCUACAUCCGCGCUACUUUGGGCCACAAUUGUUGGAGACGGUGAAACAGAAGCUCUACUCGGAGGUGGAGGGCACAUGUACAGGCAAAUAUGGUUUCGUUAUAGCUGUCACAACAAUAGACCUGAUCGGCUCUGGUGUUAUACAGCCAGGUCAGGGCUUUGUUGUAUACCCAGUGAAAUACAAGGCUAUUGUGUUCCGGCCAUUCAAGGGUGAAGUCCUCGACGCUGUCGUCAAACAGAUAAAUAAAGUGGGCAUGUUUGCAGAAAUCGGACCUUUAUCGUGUUUUAUAUCUCAUCAUUCUAUUCCCGCUGACAUGCAAUUCUGCCCAAAUGGCAAUCCACCAUGCUACAAGUCCAAAGAUGAAGAUGUAGUCAUAUCAGGCGAGGAUAAAAUACGCCUGAAGAUUGUCGGCACUCGUGUGGAUGCCACCGGCAUUUUUGCUAUAGGAACUCUGAUGGAUGAUUACUUGGGGCUGGUCUGCAAUUAAUAUAAACCAACUCAGCGUAAAAUACAAUUGCUAUAUAUAUA